GACAUGACACUAGCAGCCGAGGGUUCUUUCGUGAAGGCCCAUCAGAUGAUAUUGUCCCUGGUUAGCCCUUAUAUCAAGGAUAUCAUAGCAUCACUAAAAUGUACACAUCCAGUGCUAUUUUUUGAUAAUAUAUCAUAUAAAACUUUAUGCUCGGUAUUGGAUUAUGUUUAUAAAGGCGAAGUGGAAGUAUCUAAAGAACAAUUGAAUGAAUUGAUAAAUGCUGGCAAGGUUUUACAAAUCAAAGGAUUACAAGAAAUGUGUGCAUCAACAACUUUAUCAUCACAUCAAACUGCACAUAUAGUUACAAGUAAUAACUCUGAGGAUACAAAUGAAUUGACAAUAUUGGAAACUACAGCUGUUGAAGAACCUGAAAUACAAUCAGACACAGUAAAUAAAGAUCAAAAUGAAUAUGACGUUAUUAGUGAACCAGAAUUUGUUAUAGAAGACAAUGAAAAUGAACCAGAAUUUGCUAUACAAGACAGUGAAAAUGAAGAGUCAACAAGCAGUGAUAAUAGUUGUGAACUUGCUAAAACAAAUAAUGACAAAUAUAGUGAUAAUUCUUUUAUCGUCAACCAAGAUACAGAUGAUUUACCAACACCAUUCUUUACAACAUCGAAUCAAGGCUCCUUACAACUGGUACUGGAUAGAUAUUUAUAUUUUCUGAAGUACAGAAGUAUGACUGCAUCAGGACAUUCUAAAUGGAAAUGUGUCAACUAUAAUUACUCAAAAUGUCCAGCGUAUGUGAUUACCAAAAACGACAAAGUUAUUCAAAACCAUUCCAAGCACGCACAUCCAAACCACGAUAUUAGAAUAGAAAAAAAAGUCUCAUCUGGCGAAUUGUUUCCUAGUAUGAAAAGUGCUGAAGAAUUUGUAAAAACGCAAAAAGUGACAAAUUCGAGACGUGAAAAGAGGAAAAAAAGUCCUAUUUAAAUAUAAAAGCGAUGAAAUUUUCUUGUUAUAAUAUGUUAAAUAUUGUUUUAUUUUAAUAUUUAUUACUUAUUCAUAAGUGUAGAUAUUGAAAAAUGUAAUAAUAAUGUGCUACUAACGGAACUUUUGUUGACAAUUCUUGAAACAUUUUUAAGAUGCUUACCAAUAUUUUUAUACUUAUUGUUAGUGACAAAUGAAACAAUUAUAAAUUGUUAUGAUAUUAAAACACGUAAAAAACUU
Molecule: messenger RNA, 1167 nt
Organism: Melitaea cinxia (Glanville fritillary)
Lineage: Eukaryota; Metazoa; Arthropoda; Insecta; Lepidoptera; Nymphalidae
Product: protein bric-a-brac 2-like
Exons: 6
Coding region: 4-930 (308 amino acids)
Biological process (GO): regulation of transcription by RNA polymerase II
Cellular component (GO): nucleus
Molecular function (GO): protein binding
Source: RefSeq, a predicted model, not a curated record